GGGGUCGGCCUGGAAUGCGCGCGCACCUGCCCGCCCCUUGGCCCUCCCCGCCCCUCGAGGGAGGGGUCUGCAGAGGCCCCACCCGCGCGUCUCGCCUGAGGCUGGUCAGCUCAGACCAGGUGCCCGCCCCCGCCGGUUAAAUGGGCCGGCGGGGAGUAGCCCCCGGAAACUGCCCGGAACUCCGGGGCUGCGAGCGCGACGGGCGGCAGCGUCGAAGCACAGAGAGCAUCAUGGCAGGGCAGGUGGCUCUGAGCCGGACCCAGGUGUGCGGGAUCCUGCGGGAAGAGCUGUACCAGGGUGAUGCCUUCCAUCAGGCUGAUACGCAUAUCUUUAUCAUCAUGGGUGCAUCGGGUGACCUGGCCAAGAAGAAGAUCUACCCCACCAUCUGGUGGCUGUUCCGGGAUGGCCUUUUGCCCGAAGACACCUACAUCGUGGGCUAUGCCCGCUCCCGCCUCACAGUGGCUGACAUCCGCAAGCAGAGCGAGCCCUUCUUCAAAGCCACCGCGGAGGAGGAACCCAAACUGGAUGAGUUCUUUGCUCGCAACUCCUACGUGGCCGGUCAGUACGACGACACAGCCUCCUACGAGCGCCUCAACAGCCACAUGAACGCUCUCCACCAGGGCCCACAGGCCAACCGCCUCUUCUACCUGGCCUUGCCCCCCACUGUCUAUGAGGCUGUCACCAAGAACAUCCACGAAACCUGCAUGAGCCAGACAGGCUGGAAUCGCAUCAUCGUGGAGAAGCCCUUCGGGAGGGACCUGCAGAGCUCCAACCGGUUGUCCAACCACAUCGCCUCCCUGUUCCGCGAGGACCAGAUCUACCGCAUCGACCACUACCUGGGCAAGGAGAUGGUCCAGAACCUUAUGGUGCUGAGGUUUGCCAACAGGAUCUUCGGCCCCAUCUGGAACCGGGACAACAUCGCCUGCGUCAUUCUCACCUUCAAAGAGCCCUUUGGCACUGAGGGUCGUGGGGGCUACUUCGAUGAAUUUGGGAUCAUCCGGGAUGUGAUGCAGAACCACCUCCUGCAGAUGCUGUGUCUGGUGGCCAUGGAGAAGCCCGCCUCCACCCACUCGGAUGACGUCCGCGAUGAGAAGGUCAAGGUGUUGAAAUGUAUCUCAGAGGUGCAGGCGAGUAACGUGGUCCUGGGCCAGUAUGUGGGGAACCCCAACGGAGAGGGAGAAGCCACCAAAGGGUACCUGGAUGACCCCACAGUGCCCCAGGGGUCCACCACAGCCACCUUUGCGGCCGUCGUCCUCUACGUGGAGAACGAGCGGUGGGACGGGGUGCCCUUCAUCCUGCGCUGCGGCAAAGCCCUGAACGAGCGCAAGGCCGAGGUGCGCCUGCAGUUCUGCGACGUGGCCGGGGACAUCUUCCGACAGCAGUGCAAGCGCAAUGAGCUGGUGAUCCGCGUGCAGCCCAAUGAGGCCGUGUACACCAAGAUGAUGACCAAGAAGCCUGGCAUGUUCUUCAACCCCGAGGAGUCGGAGCUGGACCUGACCUACGGCAACAGAUACAAGAACGUGAAGCUCCCCGACGCCUACGAGCGCCUCAUCCUCGACGUCUUCUGUGGGAGCCAGAUGCACUUCGUGCGCAGUGACGAGCUGCGGGAGGCCUGGCGGAUCUUCACUCCUCUGCUGCACCAGAUCGAACGUGAGAAGGCCCAGCCCAUCCCCUACGUCUACGGAAGCCGCGGCCCUGUGGAAGCGGACGAGCUGAUGAAGAGAGUGGGCUUCCAGUACGAGGGCACCUACAAGUGGGUGAAUCCGCACUAG
Molecule: messenger RNA, 1772 nt
Organism: Lipotes vexillifer (Yangtze River dolphin)
Lineage: Eukaryota; Metazoa; Chordata; Mammalia; Artiodactyla; Lipotidae
Gene: G6PD
Product: glucose-6-phosphate dehydrogenase
Exons: 13
Coding region: 141-1772 (543 amino acids)
Biological process (GO): glucose metabolic process; pentose-phosphate shunt, oxidative branch
Cellular component (GO): cytosol
Molecular function (GO): glucose-6-phosphate dehydrogenase activity; NADP binding
Source: RefSeq, a predicted model, not a curated record